GUAUUCCGUCAGUCAUAAUUGACAUCAAUCAACACACAUCAAUCAAGUAAAAUAUUAUAUAUUAUACUUCGCCACUCGAGUUACAAAACAAAAAUAAACCAUCUGCAUUAUGGCGGCUAAUUUGAAUUUAAGACUGUUGAAUUAUAAAAGUUAUGACGAUUACUUGAAUUCAUUUAUCAAGACCGAGGACUAUCGUUACAUUGGCAGUAUUGCAAUAAUAAAAAAUCUCGUUAAGCUUGGCUAUCGAUGUUCAGACAAAGUCUACGAAGAGAGCGAGUUCAAUUAUUUGAGAAACAAAGUGCAUGAUUACUUAAAUCCGAAAAUUACGAGUGUCCUUUAUGGCAAAUACUUUAAUGGCACCGAUAAUGCAUUAAAAGCUCUCAUGGAACGUGAGGAAUACAAUCUAACAGGAAUUUUAUCGACUAUUAUAUUUGUGCAGAUACGACAACGAAAUGGUUUCGAUAUCGCCGGAUACAUCGACUAUGAGCAGAGACUUCGAGAAAGCAGUUUGCACAAACCAGACUGCACAAAUUGGAAAUCUGUUUUCGAGGGCAAAAAGUUGAUAAAACCAAAGAAAAGUGACCUGAGUUACUAUGACUGGCACAAAGGUCGCAUAUACCAUAAUAGUACGGAUAACUUUCAGACAGUUAGCGGAGGAGUAGGAUUAACAUUUAUGCACAAGGCGGAUCACAAGCACAUUCCUGUUACGGACAAACCCAGUAAAUAUUCAAUGAAUGUUAAUCGCGUUCUGAUACCAUCCGAUUUAUAUGGAAAUAUGAUUUUGUACGAUCAUUUUGUUAGAUGAGUUCAAAAUUAAAAUAAAAAAUUUGAAAUAAAAAAAUAAAUACA
This is a messenger RNA of Drosophila albomicans, 849 nucleotides long. Its product is annotated as cilia- and flagella-associated protein 299-like. The record is from RefSeq and is a predicted model, not a curated record. The transcript has 2 exons. NCBI's taxonomy places the organism in Eukaryota, Metazoa, Arthropoda, Insecta, Diptera, Drosophilidae. The coding region runs from base 110 to 805 and encodes 231 amino acids.